AUGAAAGAAUAUAACUCCACAAAAACUAAUUAUCAAAUGUUGAAUAGUUUAAUCUCAUCUUACUUAUCAUUAAAAAAUUCUGUUAAAUCUAUCGAUGAAUAUGGUUUUACUAUCGAUGUUAAAACAAUUAAUACUCAAAUUCAAACUCAAAUUGAUAUAAAUUUGAAUUUAAUGAAACAAUAUAGAAAAGUUCGAUUAUCUAGACGAAUUGAUCCAACAAAAGAUUAUUGUAGUCUUAUUCAACCCAUUUGUGGAUUAAAAGAAACUCCUGAUAAAAAAGGAUAUAAAGAAUUUCCAGAUGGAAAAAAUUGUCUUUAUAGAACAGCAAUAUAUUUUUCUAUUAUUGAUGGUGUAGUUCCUCAACAAAUAGAACCUAAAAAAAAUGAAGAAUGGAUCGUAUAUAAUUUAAAAGAAUUAUCAAAUCUCAAAGUUACACCAUCGGUAGAAACAAAUCUUAAACAAAUCACUGAAGCUAUUCAAAAUAAAUUUAAGAGAAUUUCUAGAAAAUGUAAAAGAGUUACAGUUAAUAAAACUGUUAGCAAUUCUAAUAUUAGUAGCCCUAAUUAUAAAUCAACUAGCGAUAUAGAAAAAGAAAUUUAA
Dentiscutata erythropus is the source of this 600-nucleotide messenger RNA. NCBI's taxonomy places the organism in Eukaryota, Fungi, Glomeromycota, Glomeromycetes, Diversisporales, Gigasporaceae. The record is from the annotation of a GenBank genome assembly.